Aspergillus melleus is the source of this 492-nucleotide messenger RNA. RefSeq lists its product as uncharacterized. The transcript has a single exon. The coding region runs from base 1 to 492 and encodes 163 amino acids. Lineage: Eukaryota; Fungi; Ascomycota; Eurotiomycetes; Eurotiales; Aspergillaceae. The record is from RefSeq and is a predicted model, not a curated record.
AUGACCAACGUGACCUGCCCCUCUCCCAACACAAGCGCGCUCGCAUUGGGUCAUGACUAUGAUGCGUUCGUCAUAGACACAUCCGAGGAUGAAUCCGCCACGACGGCCAUGGACCGCAACCUGCGCGGUGCAGCGUCGUUCUACAAGCGUAUGCAGCCGAAUGCCGUCGCGAUUCAACAGGCACGCGGCAUGAUCCACAGGUUCGCCGAGCUUGCAGUGCUGGAGUUGCCAGACCACAGCAACCAAGCCUGCGAGGUCUAUUGCGUGUUCUGUUUCGAUGGCUGUGUCAAUUUUAGACGCGGCAUGCGCGACUGGCAGCGCUAUGCAUGGAUGAAGGUGUCGGCUAAUACACCUGAUAUGACGCAGGGCGACUUCGUUGGCACUGGUGAGAAGCCAUGUUUCAGCUGGCGCACCGCUAUAGUCACUAUGCUGGCAUGUACAUACAGGACGUUCUACAAACGCCUCGAAUAUACGGGCCCCCAUAAGGGGUGA